Molecule: messenger RNA, 1473 nt
Organism: Glarea lozoyensis ATCC 20868
Lineage: Eukaryota; Fungi; Ascomycota; Leotiomycetes; Helotiales; Helotiaceae
Product: Cytochrome P450
Exons: 5
Coding region: 1-1473 (490 amino acids)
Molecular function (GO): oxidoreductase activity, acting on paired donors, with incorporation or reduction of molecular oxygen; heme binding; monooxygenase activity
Source: RefSeq, a predicted model, not a curated record
AUGGCGCUAGCAUUUUUAACACUCGUCAAUGCCAUCAUCUGCUUCACGCUUCUUGCAAUCACUAUUAUAAUCUACAGACUGUACUUUCACCCUCUCGCAUCCUAUCCAGGUCCGCCACUAUGGGUUACCAGCCAGCUUCCCAGUAUCUACACUCGAUUGAUGGAACGCCAACCAUAUCACAUCGUUGAACUCCAUCAAAAAUAUGGCUCGGUGGUCCGAAUCGCCCCCAAUGAGUUGGCAUUCACAACGGAAAAGGCGUGGUAUGAUAUUUACGGAAAGCCAGAUCGAAAGUUACCGGAACUGCGCAAAGACCCGAGCAUGUUUUUGGCACCACCAAAUGGCGUUUAUGGAAUGAUAUUUGAACCAAGUGAGAAAGGUCAUGCGCGAAUGAGAGGGGUACUAUCCAAUGGCUUCUCACGAAAAGCGGUUGCGGAUCAAGAGCCCUGCAUUGCGAGAACUGUCAAUCGUUUCAUAAACAAACUGGGAGAGAGCUGUGGGAAACAAAUCGACAUGGUGCCUCUUUAUCAUUUUGUCUUCCUCGACAUCAUUGGCGACCUCACAUUCGGAGAAUCAUUCAACUGUGUGGAAAAUUGGGAGCUACAUUUUUGGCCAAAGAUGGUGUUUGAGUUCAUAAAAAUCGGCAACACCUUCGCUAUCGCAAAGAAGUUCUCGCCACUGGACAAGAUAUUAGCGUUUCUCGCACCGCCGAGUCUGAGAAAGUCCGAGAGUCAGAUUCGCGAAUUCAUAAAAGAGAAAGUGAUCAAGAGACUAGAAGCGCCAGGGAUACGUUCAGAUUUUCUAUCAAACACUCAAGCGAGCUUCAACACACCCGAGGGAAUGAACUUUGAUGAGAUCGUGGAAACGAGCUUACAUCUCAUUGUUGCCGGGUCAGAGACAGGGUCGACGACUUUGGCAACGGCUACUUAUUUUCUCCUUGCCAAUCCACAGGUUCUGAGUAAGCUGAAUUCGGAGAUCAGAGAGGCGUUCAAGAACGAAGAGGAGAUCACUUUCCUCAGCGCUAGCCGACUUCAAUAUUUAACUGCCGUAAUCAACGAGGUGUUCCGAUGUCUCCCACCAGUCCCGGCGAUCUUACCACGAGUAACCCCACCCAAUGGAUGCAUCAUCGAUGGUCGAUUUGUACCAGGGAAUACAGUCGUCGGUAUAAGCCAAUGGGCUGCUUAUCACCUAGAAACCAACUUUCGUCGGCCCUACGACUUUGUUCCGGAACGCUGGUUAGGGGAUGUAGAGUUCAAAGAUGACAAAAGACAAGUCGUGAAGCCUUUCUCAGUCGGCCAGCGAAACUGCAUCGGACAGACUCUAGCAAUGGCUGAGUUAGGAUCUGUUUUGGCUAAGAUGUUGUGGAAUUUUGACAUGGAGCUUUGCGAAGAUAGUGUGGAUUGGAAAGACGACAUGAAAGUAUAUAUCGUUUAUCAGAAGCGGCCUUUGAACGUCGUUCUUACACGUCGGAAAUGA